Molecule: messenger RNA, 1011 nt
Organism: Megalobrama amblycephala (Wuchang bream)
Lineage: Eukaryota; Metazoa; Chordata; Actinopteri; Cypriniformes; Xenocyprididae
Product: sucrase-isomaltase, intestinal-like
Exons: 9
Coding region: 1-834 (277 amino acids)
Molecular function (GO): alpha-1,4-glucosidase activity
Source: RefSeq, a predicted model, not a curated record
AUGACUUUACUCAACAAAUUUGUCUCUCUCCUAGGCAGGAUCCCGUGGCAUUCUGGGGAGCCAGAGUUUGCUGCUGUGUCUCGUGAUGUGCUGAAUAUUCGCUACACCCUCCUGCCGUAUCUGUACACACUGAUGUACGAAGCUCACGCUCACGGAAACACUGUGGUCAGACCCCUGCUGCACGAGUUUGUCACAGAUGAAAACACAUGGAAGAUCGACAGGCAGUUCCUCUGGGGUCCGGCUCUUCUGAUCACACCUGCUCUGGACCCGGGUGUUACUGUGGUCAGGGGCUACAUGCCAAACGCCCGCUGGUACGAUUACCACACGGGUGAAGUUGUUGGAGUGCGAGGACAGUUUGUGGAUAUGGAUACACCAUUAUCAAAGAUUAACCUGCAUGUGAGAGGAGGACACAUCCUGCCCUGGCAGAAAGCAGAGACCAACACACACUACAGUCGUCUGAAUCCUCUGGGUCUUCUUGUUGCUCUUGAUGAUGGAGGAUCAGCUCAUGGAUCCUUGUUCUGGGAUGAUGGAGAGGGAAUUGAUACUGUUCAGAAUAAGCGUUUUCUCUUUACGACUUUCACUGCAUCUUCGGGUGUCCUCACCAGCGCGGUUCCCACUGACGGUCUGUCUGAGGUCGACAGGUUGACUCUGGGUCUGGUGAAGGUGUGGGGUGUAACAGCGCCCGUCACUCGUGUUAUCAUGAGCGUGACUGGACAGCCUGACGCAGACCUGACCUUCACAUAUAACGCUGAGGUUCAGCAGUUGCAGUUUGAUGCGACAUCACAAUCUCACAGCAUUGAAAAGCCUUUCACAAUCAGCUGGAACACAGCUUAGACUCGGAUCGCACGAUUAUUGACCUUUAUUUACCAAUGUUCAGUCAACUAGUCCUUUAUUUAGCAUUUCAUCCGGGAACUUUUUAUCAUCUGGAUUUGAAAUGAUUUCUUCUGAAAUAAAUGUUUUGGUUUUGCAUCUCAUAUCGACAAUCACAGCUUAUUAAGGAAGAAAACCUCU